Etheostoma spectabile (orangethroat darter) is the source of this 2153-nucleotide messenger RNA. RefSeq lists its product as uncharacterized. The record is from RefSeq and is a predicted model, not a curated record. Bases 1 to 783 code for a protein of 260 amino acids. Gene Ontology annotation, cellular component: trans-Golgi network. NCBI's taxonomy places the organism in Eukaryota, Metazoa, Chordata, Actinopteri, Perciformes, Percidae. The transcript has 4 exons.
AUGAGCCUUCAAACUGUCUUCCUCACGCUCUUAGUUUGUUUUCAAAUUUCCUCAUUUCUCUCCCCUCAUCCGAACUCCGCUAAGAAGUCGGGCUGCUUCAAAAUCAACAACUGCAAGUGUAUCAUGAAGGAUGGGAGCGGGGUGAUAAACCUGAAUGCUAUGGGAGAUGCCGAGGGUUUCCUGGGGCAUUUGAAGCCUGUGUCAGCAGAGAACAUGCCAGUAGGUGCAGAAAUCCUCCUGUCCUUCAGCCCCUGCCAGCCCUUCUCCCAGCCAGAGGACCUGACAGGAGCCGACUGUACCAACGUGGCUGCAUGUCUCAUAGUCAGGCUCAACAGCUACAUUAGCCGCUAUAUCACUUAUGGAAGACAUGACGGGAAUGAAUUCCACUACAAUGACACCCUGAAGAUGCUGUCUGUCUCAUACUUUGUUCAUGCGGGGCAGCCGCUGACAGUAGUGCAUUACCACUGCAAUCCAAACCAGUCCACUUCUUUGAUCCGGGACCAGAAACUCCGCACUGGGGAACCCUUGCAGAUCUGGGUGGAGAGCCACUGUGCCUGUCCAAAUGCCUGUGCCAUGGGAGAUCUGGGUCUAGGCACCAUCUUCCUCAUCAUCCUCUCCCUCAGUGCAGCUGCAUACUUCAUCCUUGGGUCCUGUGCUCUCAGGCCUUUUCAGAGCAGCAGUGGAGUCCAGAUCUCUCCAGAGCACAGUGUGUGGUGUAUGAUCUGCUACCUCUGUACUGAGAGUAGGCCUGCAAGAAGACACUACACAGAGACAGCACACUGAAUGAUAAGCAGCUGCCCGUCCCUGGGGCACUGCAAGGUGUCUCAACGUGUCCCAGGUUCUGACCUGAAGGUGUCAUCAUGUCCCAUGGGGGGGGGGGGCCAAGAGUCAGCAUGGUUUUGUUUUUGCAAUUUGCUCAAAGGGACGGGCUUGCGCUCUAUAAACUUGUACACUGCAUUGUGUGGACUUAAUCAGUACAUGAUACAUUUCUUUUGGUUAGGUUGUUUUGCUUAAAAUCCCAUGUUUUGUGUAUAUUCAAUACAUUUUGAAAAAAUGAAGGUAUUAAUUACACAUUAUGCAAAAAAGGCAUUUGACAAACACAAUAGUAAUUGAAAAUGUAAAAAUCUUACAAAUUGACCUUUUCAUCAGAUCUGUUUUUAUUUGCUAAUAAGGAAACUUACUUUGACUACUGAUUAUGUUUUUUUCAUUAUUACACUGUAACACAAAAAUGUAUAUGCUCAUGGCUAAUACAAAUGGCUUCAUUGUAAGCAUUACAAAUAUACCUGAAAUUAGUAAAGAAAUACACAUCCAAACUGACUAAAAGCUCUGGUUAAAAAACUACAACUUACAUAUUCUUACUAAUGCACUCUUGUAUGGUGUAGUUUCUAUUUUGGGCAGACUCAACCAGUAUGUAAAUAUGUGUGGGGCCUCCAUUUAUCCAGCUGCACACAAACAAAUUGGCUCAAAUUGUUAUCUGUCAGGGCUGCACAAUUAAUCGCACUUUUAUUUAAAUCGCAAUAUGCAAUGACAAAUUGCAGGGCCGUGGGUGGAGGUUGGGGUGCAUUAUUUGUUAAAGGCAAAACAUGCGUCCACCAUUCUAAAUGAAGUACUGUGGUGCUGCAGACAUGUCCCGGCCUACGCACAGUAUCCUACUGACUGAAGAAAAAUAAAUCUUUGUUUAGUACAGAUCCUUGCAUAAAUCAUGCUAUAAUCAUUUUUACUUUUUUAAUUUGAAUACUUCCAAUGAAAAUUAGAAUUAUGAAAUGAUAAAUGAUCAUUUGUUCCAUUAUCGCGAAUCAUAUUGCCAUUGCAGCAUCAGUCAAAAUAAUUGCAUUUAGAUAUUUUCCUUAUAUCGUGGAGCCCUUUUAUCUCUUAUCAGUUCUGAGAUUUGUUGUCCUUUGUAAAAGUAUAAAGGACAGAAUAUAUGAUAUAAUAAUUAUAACUUUUAUUUGUAUAGGACUUAUAAAAACAGCGUACAAAGUGCUUUAACAGAAGAAACAAAAGAAGAAACAAAACAUAAAUAUAAACAGCACAUCAGUACACAUACCCAUGCAUACACAUUAAAAUAUGGGACAGCUCUAAAGGUACAUUAAAACAUAUACUGUACAUAAAAAAGGAAAUUCACAAAUAGAUUGAAGAUAAGUACAAAUAGC